Vespa mandarinia (Asian giant hornet) is the source of this 749-nucleotide messenger RNA. It is a transcript of the gene Arpc3A, whose product is annotated as Actin-related protein 2/3 complex, subunit 3A. The record is from RefSeq and is a predicted model, not a curated record. Gene Ontology annotation, biological process: regulation of actin filament polymerization; Arp2/3 complex-mediated actin nucleation. Gene Ontology annotation, cellular component: cytoskeleton; Arp2/3 protein complex. Lineage: Eukaryota; Metazoa; Arthropoda; Insecta; Hymenoptera; Vespidae.
UUAUUCAGAAUUCGGCUUGAGACGAUGGUUCGAAAAUGUCUGACACGUAUCUUAUUUCCUGUUAUUAGUCAUAAGGAUAAUAAAUAUUUCUCGUGAUAUGUAUAAAAAGCUGGAAAAAGACUAUAAUAAGUACUUGUUUUAAAUCUUCCAAGAUGCCUGCGUAUCAUUCUAGUUUCACGGAAAGUAAUGCAACCAUCGGCAAUAUGGCCCUUUUACCAAUUAAAACCGAAUUUAGAGGUCCUGCACCACCUUUAAACAAUAAGGAUAUAGAUAUAAUUGAUGAAGCGUUGAAUUUCUUCAAGGCAAAUGUAUUUUUUAGAACAUAUGAGAUUAAGAGUGAAGCCGAUAGAGUUUUAAUUUACAUUACCUUAUAUAUUACUGAAUGCUUGAAAAGGUUACAAAAAUGUGCCAAUCAGAAUCAAGCAACCAGUGAAAUGUUUUCUCUGGCAAUUUCUAAAUUUGAUAUACCCGGUGAUCCUGGUUUUCCGUUGAAUUCCGUCUACGCCAAACCUAAUACCCCCGCAGAAGCUGAUUUAAUGAGACAAUAUCUACAACAAAUCAGACAGGAGACAGCAGCAAGAUUGGUAGAAAAAGUUUAUGGCAAGGAUGGGAAACCUAGUAAAUGGUGGCUCUGCUUUGCAAAAAAGAAGUUUAUGGAUAAAUCGUUAUCCGGUCCUGGGCAAUGAAAUUAUCUUAAGAUUAUUGUUUUCAAAUGUAUGUGAAUAAAAAUACAAAAAUUCAUUACCAAA